CUCUGAUGCGGUGUAAAUCUCGCAGUUGGCGAGAAUAAUCAUUAAUCAAGGAAAAGAUGGCGAAUGGAAGGCGUAUGCUCGUGUUCUUGUUAAUUAGUGUGUUACUAUGCGUAUCAGUGGAUUGUGAUUGUAAAUUUGAUAGCAAGUUGCUAGGAGACUGGAUACUGUUUGACAGCAAACACCAGAUUGAUGGAGAAUACAGGAUAGAUAAUAAAACCAUUCACCCUCCAAGGAAUCUACUCUACGAACAAUCUAUCGGCAAUAUCAAAUGCAUCCAGAAAAGGGAUAAUAUUUACCUACUUGCCAACGUCACAGUCAAAAGCUUUUCUCCCUUUAGAGAAGAAGUGAAUAACUACAUAUGCAGUGUAUUUACUCACCGCAGUGCCAACUUUAUAGAAUGGAUGCAAUAUGCCGCACAAACACAGAAAUAUGGGGGAUAUUCUAUCACAUCCUCCUGUCAGGGUGACGUCAUCGAAGAUGGCCAGCUUCCAGAUAUGUCAAAAUAUGGACGAUGGACUCCCUUAUAUGCUAAAUAUCCGACCUCAGUGGCAUGCCCGUUGAACACCCUGUUUCACUAUGCAUUCACUCACACACAUGACAAUGGCGCUCAAGUUUACAACCCCAAGUUAGACGGAUGUACACAACUCGAUUCAUUUCUCGAUGCCGGCUGUACUAAUGUCGAUACCUUCCACUUCGACUACAGUAGAUGCGCUAGGAAACAAGCUAACUCAGAUGUUGGUGACUUUUCAUGCCUUGCCACGUGGUCGUCAAAUUAUACAUACCGUUACCAUUUCACUGACCGCUAUUAUGGUGUGGAGUGGAGGGAACUUCAGUACGUUAUACUCAGAAACAAGGACGAGCAUAUUGCCGAUAACAGCACCGGCAAAUAUUUCUGUUACGUAUGGGAGCACCAAUGGUUAACGUAUGGUAACGAGAGUGACCCGGAUGCAGACUCUGAACGCUAUACCUACAUGUCGGGUGUCCCCGUGAUGUGCCCACCUGAAAUCAGACCAAAGCCAUAUUCCCGAGUCCUUUUGCAAAACAGAAUAACAUCGGUGAAGCGUUGAUGUUGAAACAAGUCGGUGACGGAAAACACAGGUGCCAGUCUCCGGCAGCUUUGUCUGCGGCUUCCAUGGUUACCAUUACCAUGGUAACUGUUGUCAUUCCCCUCCUUUGCAUCAUGCAUCUAAUGCAAUUAACGAUGAUAUAAUUUAUCUAAAUACAAGUCCGCGUUCUGCUAAAGUGCCUCAUUUAACAUGAUCAUAGAUCGCAUUCUUCAUAUCUUUGCCGAAUUUGUCUUAGUUGUAUUUUCUCUCUGGCAGUUGCUCUGUGCCUAAUAAACUUUUGUAUUUAAAUAAUGUGCA
This is a messenger RNA of Saccoglossus kowalevskii, 1364 nucleotides long. RefSeq lists its product as uncharacterized. The record is from RefSeq and is a predicted model, not a curated record. NCBI's taxonomy places the organism in Eukaryota, Metazoa, Hemichordata, Enteropneusta, Harrimaniidae.